GGGGGGGAGAGAGAGAGAGAGAGAGAGAGAGAGAGAGAGAGAGAGAGAGAGAGAGAGAGAGAGAGAGAGAGAGAGAGAGAGAGAGGGAGAGAGGAGAUCCGUCUUUCUGAGGAAUGAUGACUGGGGUUUUCCUCCCCUCUUUGUGGUUGUGUAUUGACUGUAACGGGGAGCCGCGCCUCUGCCUGGUGGGAUUUGUUUCGGUUCGGCCUCCUUUUCUUUCUUUAGCAGGAGGGAUAAUGGUCAAGUCGAAAGCGCUAGAACUCCUAAAAAAUGUGAGCGCCUGAAGUGGGCUUGGCACGGGCGGGGAUGCGGCCACGGUGUAAAUAGCUCCGGGUAGGCACAGAGGGACUCCAGCGGAUUCCGAAAAGUAAGCAGCACGAAACUCGUGCUAAGAGUCUGAAAAGUAGACUGGCUAAAUGGAAAAGGAGGGAGGGAGAGGAGAAAGCAGAGGGGGAAGGAGGGAGGGAGGGAGAGGGAGGGGUGGAGUGGAAGAGGGGAAGAGGGGAAGAGGAGAGAAUAAAGAGGGAGGGAGAGAGGAUGGAGAGAGAGGGAGAGACAGAAUAUUGCAGGUAUUCCUAUCUGCCUAAUUUUUCUACUCAAAACUAUAGGAGAAACCGAAGCCCAGUGGAAGGAGCCUAUUUAAGUCGGGAGGAAGGUUGAACUUUAACAGAAAUGGCAGUCAGGCCAGUUGAACGGGUUCCUGAAACAUCCAAAAAGGUUUUCUGUUGCCCCAGGUUUUGCCGGGAAAGGAUAAGUUUAGUGUACUUCAAGAUUGUUCGCAUGUAUUUUAAAUUGAAGUGAAAAUCACGGGCUGCACGCGCACUAAAGAGGGAAAGGCUGCACAAGGCAGGGAAAGCCCCCAUCUCGCCUCGGUCCUUUAAUACAUAAGCAUAAUCUCCAGUAUGCUUGAAAGUCGGCCAACGUCACUGUAAACAACUGGGCCCACCGGUUUACUCUGCUCUCCCCUCCAAAGGGUGAGGUAACGCCUUUUUAAAUUUUUUUAUUAGUAUUAUUUUUAAUCUGCACACGAAGCACGCAGGGCGAUCAAGUCUUCCCAUUAGGCAAGUCCCUCUCCAGGAGCAAGGACACCUACGUUGCGCACAAGCCCCCAGCGAUGCUCUCUCCCUCGCCGCCUGGUCCCAGGGAGCAGGGGCUGCUUUACGCGCGUCCCCGGCUCAGUUAAUUGAAGUUCUGCCUCUUUCCUGCUGAACUUUUUCCCCGGUCUGCCUUUGCCAGCCCCCUCGUCUGAUUACAUCUAGUAAUUCUCCACUGAAUGAACGUCAUUUACAAUAGUAGGGGAGCUCUGCGCCCGCUGCUGCUUCACGCUCCAUUUGUCCUCCAUUCUCCCUUUAAAGUACUCGUGUAAUAUUAAUAGUCAUGAAUAUCAAUUAUUAUGAGGCGGUGUAGGCAAGCGGAGGGAGGAAGGGGCGCCCGAGCAGUCUGAGCCCAGCUUCGGGCGGAAGAGGACUGCCUCUGCAGCCUCGGAGAACCGCCGAAGAGAAAAAGGCCGAAAAGACAGCAAGAGACCGAUGAACAGCUCUGUCUGUGUGUGACAGGCGUCGGCAAUCUUGUUGGGGGGGGGGUGUAAUUUUUUUUUUUUGAUGGCUUGUCCUGGAAACACCUCAAGCUUGGCUCCUGUGUCCAGCCCGUUUCUCUGCUGGACUCCUUGAUUUUUUUUUAAUCAUUGUUUGAUUUUUGAGCAGUAACCAGGCUUUUUUUUCCAGAUGUUAGUCCACACCUAUUCAUCCAUGGACCGGCACGAUGGCGUCCCGAGUCACAGCUCGAGGCUCUCCCAGCUGGGCUCGGUGUCCCAAGGACCUUACUCGAGCGCCCCGCCGCUGUCCCACACCCCGUCGUCCGACUUCCAGCCACCCUACUUUCCGCCCCCCUACCAGCCGCUCCCCUACCACCAGAGCCAGGACCCCUACUCCCACGUCAACGACCCCUACUCCCUGAACCCCCUGCACCAGCCCCAGCAGCAUCCCUGGGGGCAACGGCAGCGGCAAGAAGUGGGUUCAGAAGCCGGCUCUCUCCUGCCCCAGCCUCGGGCCGCCCUGCCCCAGCUCUCGGGCCUCGACCCCCGGAGGGACUACCACUCGGUCCGCCGGCCGGACGUGCUGCUGCAUUCGGCGCACCACGGCCUGGACGCGGGCAUGGGUGACAGCCUCUCGCUGCACGGCCUCGGCCAUCCCGGCAUGGAAGACGUCCAGUCAGUUGAAGAUGCCAAUAACAGCGGCAUGAAUCUAUUGGACCAGUCUGUCAUAAAAAAAGUUCCGGUUCCUCCCAAAUCUGUGACUUCUCUAAUGAUGAAUAAAGAUGGCUUCCUGGGAGGCAUGUCGGUCAACACCGGCGAGGUGUUUUGCUCAGUCCCCGGCCGCUUGUCCCUGCUCAGUUCAACUUCAAAGUACAAAGUUACGGUGGGGGAAGUUCAGAGACGCCUGUCGCCCCCCGAAUGCCUCAAUGCAUCUCUCCUCGGCGGCGUCCUCAGAAGAGCCAAAUCGAAAAAUGGGGGGAGAUCUUUGCGAGAAAGGCUAGAAAAAAUCGGUUUGAAUUUACCCGCGGGCAGGCGCAAAGCAGCAAAUGUCACGUUACUCACCUCCCUGGUGGAAGGAGAAGCUGUUCACUUAGCUCGGGAUUUUGGGUACAUUUGUGAAACAGAGUUUCCUGCCAAAGCUGUUUCUGAGUAUUUGAACCGGCAGCACACGGACCCCAGUGACCUGCACUCCCGAAAGAAUAUGCUACUGGCCACCAAGCAACUUUGUAAAGAAUUUACGGAUCUGCUGGCUCAGGACCGGACGCCGAUCGGGAACAGCCGGCCCAGCCCCAUCCUGGAGCCGGGAAUCCAGAGCUGCCUCACGCACUUCAGCCUCAUCACGCACGGCUUCGGCGCCCCGGCCAUUUGCGCCGCGCUCACGGCCCUGCAGAACUAUCUCACCGAGGCGCUCAAAGGCAUGGACAAGAUGUUCUUGAACAACACCACCACUAACAGGCACACGUCUGGGGAAGGCCCAGGUAGUAAAACUGGCGACAAGGAGGAGAAACACAGGAAAUGAAAAAUUAAAAAAAAAAAAAGGAAAAAUGUUUUAAAUACAAAAGGAAAACAGAAAGAAAUUUAAUUUUAGCUUUAAAAUAUUGGAUUGGCUUUGGAAGAAUUAUAUUAGGUAGAAUACACAUACAAUCAAAAUUAAAAAAAAAAGCUAAAUAACUUAAAAAAAAAACUGAGGCGUACAACGGAGCAACAGUAUCGGUUCUCAGUGUCUAUUUCAAGAUACACUUGGAGACAACCGUCCGGAUUUUCCACUUCGGUUCUUUCGAGCUUAGUAAUACUGAUAAUAAAAAGAAAACCAUGAUUUUUUUCCCUUUUGGAAAAUAAACAUAAGACUAAACGUGAGAAAACGCUAACUUAUUGGAAGAAAAUCGGAGAAACCUUGUCGGUGUCAGUGCUUUGAGAGCUGGUUGAUUGAGACGCACGAACUUUUUUUAAUUUUUAAUAUAUUUUUAGGAAACUCUCUCGCAGUCCCCGCCCUUCCACCUCACCUCCCUCCUCUCCCAGCCGCCCUUUUCUCCGUUGCCCUCCCAUCCUCGGCUGUCACGGGAAUCUAACGGGAUGAAAAGGCUAGCCCUCUGACGCGGUGUUUCGGUCCCCUCGGUGCCCCCGCCCCCGCCCC
Camelus dromedarius (Arabian camel) is the source of this 3668-nucleotide messenger RNA. RefSeq names its product transcription factor AP-2 beta (gene TFAP2B). NCBI's taxonomy places the organism in Eukaryota, Metazoa, Chordata, Mammalia, Artiodactyla, Camelidae. Gene Ontology annotation, cellular component: nucleus. Gene Ontology annotation, molecular function: DNA-binding transcription factor activity, RNA polymerase II-specific; RNA polymerase II transcription regulatory region sequence-specific DNA binding. Gene Ontology annotation, biological process: regulation of cell population proliferation; regulation of transcription by RNA polymerase II; anatomical structure development. The coding region runs from base 1725 to 3053 and encodes 442 amino acids. The transcript is spliced from 7 exons. The record is from RefSeq and is a predicted model, not a curated record.